Molecule: messenger RNA, 2146 nt
Organism: Manduca sexta (tobacco hornworm)
Lineage: Eukaryota; Metazoa; Arthropoda; Insecta; Lepidoptera; Sphingidae
Product: dynein assembly factor 4, axonemal
Exons: 3
Coding region: 535-1809 (424 amino acids)
Biological process (GO): outer dynein arm assembly; cilium movement; inner dynein arm assembly
Molecular function (GO): protein binding
Source: RefSeq, a predicted model, not a curated record
CGCAAAUUUUUAUAACAUUAAAAAUACCUAAUUAGGACUUAUAUUUGCAAUCUAAACUAAAAAAGACACUCAGUCCAACAAAAUCUAGACUCAAAAAUAUUUAAAGGUCGUACAAAAAUUUGCCUCCGAGCGAAAAUCAAGCCCACGCUCUCUAGCAUAUAUUCCGAGAGCCCACUAAGAUCCUUACAAUGAUUUUUUUAUGUUCCGCCCCAGUUGGCAGUACUAUUAAAACACACCUACACAUUUAAUCACUUAAACCUUUUAACAUCGAAAGAGUAGACGGAACUGCAAGUAUUGCGUCAAUAAUUCGCCUUGCUUGCGAUGGAGGCGACUCUAUCUCCAUAGAGAUACAAAUUCUAAUCCGUAAAAUGAAAUAAAACCUUUGUUAUCUGUAACAUUAUGUCCAUAGAGACCAUUGAAUGUUACGUCAAUAACUUUUAAAUUUUCAAUUAUUUACAUUGUAUUACGGCAAAACUGUCGGAAUAUUGAUCAGAAAAAUAAAAAAUAAAGUAGAUAUCGGAGUAGUACACGAAGAUGCCCAUUUUAGUGAAGGAUUACACAUGGACACAAACUGAGUCCAUGAUACACAUCAGAAUACCCUUGAAACAAGUAAAACAUGAGAAAGUAGAUAUAUUCACAACUGAUUGCUAUAUCAAAGCGCAUUUUAGCCCGUUUUUAUUUGAAGUGUUUCUGUUACACGCGGUAGACAAUAAUAAAAGCAAAUGCCUUAUAAAAGAAGACCUUAUUAUCUUUGAUUUAACUAAAAAAGAGAAUUUUGAGUGGGAGUCAAUCCAAAAAGAGUUGACUAAAGAUGAGAAAAAACAGAUGAAGGAAGAUAUGUUUCAAAAAUGCCACGAGGAGGCUAAACAACGGUCUGAAGAGAAAAGUAUAAAGAAAUCUGAAAUGGAUAGGUUUACUGUUCAACGAGCUAUGGAUUUAGAUAGCAGACAGCAUGAGCUCAUGGACUCGAGAAGAGAUUUGGAAAGGAAAAAAGCAAUGGACGAACUGGAAGAAUGGAGACAGCAAGCAGAAAGUCCAAAUCAAAAAGCUAAAAUUGUAGAAAUAGACGACAGUAAAGCUGUAGUUCCAUACAAACAGGAAAUAAAAGCAGAAAUAAAAGAGAAAGGAGAACCAAUAAUUAAUCCUAUAGAAACUAAACCGAUACCAAGUAAGCCGCGUAAUAUACCAGUAAGGUCGGAAUUCGUCGAAAAGAAAAAGAGAGAAGCAUCGGUUCGCGUCUUGCCAAGAUUAAGAGAAACCGGUCAGUUGGAAAUAAGACACACUCAACGCACAUUCCCAACGCCCAGUAGAGAGUCUACUGCUGAAGAGGAACAAGCUUGGUUGAAGAAUAUUACUUUGGCGAGAAGAGCCACAGGAUUCAUAUCGGAAGACCUCCGGCCCGAGGAGCAGGAUCCUCAGUGGUGUAAGGAGAAGGGCGACGAGUUCUUCAGGAAUGGUAACUUCCUGGGAGCCAUCAGCGCGUACUCGCACGGCAUCACUCUCUCCGACAAGCUGCCGAGCUUGUUCGCUAACAGAUCCGCCACGCAUUUUGCGCUUGGGAACUUUAAUAAGUGUGUAAACGACUGUUCAGCGGCCCUGGAUCUCAUGAAGCCACCAUGCGAGAGUAACAGGCGUAGUAGGGCAAAGUGUAUCGCGAGACGUGCCGCAGCACUCGCCCGUCUUGGGUACCUUAACAAAGCCAUCGACGAAAUGAAGGCAGCGUCCAAACUGCUACCAGAAGACGAGAAAAUAAAGAAGGACGUGUAUGAUAUGGAGAGGGCGUGGGAACAAAAUCCAGAUUCUGAUUGAGUUGCAUUGUCGCGAUCGUAUAGCUUACGGUUGAUUAAUCUUUCAUUUGGAAUCAGCAGCAUUUCGCGCGCCAGCGGGAUAUUACAUAUAUUAUGCUAUUAGUCGUAAUGUUUAUAAUAAUCAUUCAUCAUAUUGUUCAGCGUACGUGUCGACCAAAACAUCCAACGGGUUUUAUGUCCAAAUAAUGAACGAAGAACGCUGCGAGUAAUAAAUUUGGAUUAUGCAAACGAAAGAGAUCAACCGCAAACUGAAGCGACCGCCACGUUACCUUUCGUCAUAAAAUACAAAAGUAGUUGUAUUUAUUUAUUAAUAAAUAAAUGCGCCGAAAACAUGUUUA